Synchiropus splendidus (mandarinfish) is the source of this 3506-nucleotide messenger RNA. RefSeq names its product G protein-coupled receptor 146 (gene gpr146). Gene Ontology annotation, cellular component: membrane. The transcript has 2 exons. Gene Ontology annotation, biological process: G protein-coupled receptor signaling pathway. Gene Ontology annotation, molecular function: G protein-coupled receptor activity. The record is from RefSeq and is a predicted model, not a curated record. The coding region runs from base 340 to 1290 and encodes 316 amino acids. NCBI's taxonomy places the organism in Eukaryota, Metazoa, Chordata, Actinopteri, Syngnathiformes, Callionymidae.
GGGAGGGUCACGUGUGUACACAGAGGAGGACGAGAGCGGACCCAGCAGUAGUAAAGUCUCCCCCGGACGGCCCCCCUUUCACAACAGCCCGCUCCGUAAAGUUGAUAGGUGAAGCCUCUCCCUGCCGAAAUGGACUAAAAACCAGUUCCUUUGGCGAGUUUUGGGGAUUUACGUGCACUGAGACGGAGCCGCGGAGCGCGUUUGAACCCAUCUGCUGGUCGAAUGAGACGUCAGAGAAAUGUUGCUGCAUCCAGACCCGAUGCCUCCGUAGGUUUGUCACCGAGCCAGAAGUGAGCGUCUCUGUCUCCUCAUCUAGAGUGCCUGUGUGAGGUCCCAGACAUGUGGAUCUGCAUGCUUUACAAUGAGACGGACACCAGCGUGGACUUCCAGCUCUGCCAGGACUUCGGCCUCACCCUCUCGGUCUUCUCACUCAUCUACCUCCUCGUCUUCUUCCCGUUGGGACUGGGCUACAACCUGGUGAUCAUCGUGGUCAACCUCUCCAACAAGGCGUCCAUGACCAUGCCGGACGUCUAUUUUGUCAACAUGGCCAUCGCCGGUCUGGUGCUCAAUCUGGUGGCGCCGGUGGAGCUGCUGAGCUCCACUUACACCCGCUGGCACGCAUGGGAGUACAAGAACGAGGUCUUCAUCAGCCUGCUCAUUCUCUUCAACAUCUCGUCGCUGGUGAUCAUGUACUCCACCACUCUGCUCAGUCUGGACUACUACAUCGAGCGGGCGCUUCCUCGCACCUACAUGUCCAGUGUGUACAACACCAAGCAUGUAUGUGGGUUCAUAUGGGGCGGCGCGGUGCUCACCAGCUUCUCCUCCCUGCUCUUCUACGUGUGCCACCACAUCUCCACCAAGAUGGCGGAGUGCUCCAAAAUGCAGAACAAGGAAGCGGCGGACACCAUCAUGGUGCUCAUCGGCUUCGUGGUUCCUGCCGUGGCCGUGCUUUACGCUUUCGUCCUCAUAUUACGAAUAAGGAAGGAGUCGACGCCGCUGGAUCAGGACUCGGCCCGUUUGGACCCUUCGAUUCACAGGCUUCUGCUGGCCUCCGUCUGUGUACAGUUCGUACUGUGGACUCCGUACUACAUGAUCCUCCUGGUGCACACCAUUGCCGGAGCCCCCGGGUACAUCAACAACCCGUACUACUUGCCGACGUAUUACUUCCUGAGGUGUGUGUCCAAAAUGUUGGCGUUCUCCAGCAGUUUCGCAGUGCCACUCAUGUACAUUCGGAUUAGCAAAAACUUCCCAAAUAAUCUUCAGCGGCUGCUUGCGAGGCUGAACUGCUGAGACUCUGCACUUAGGAACACUCAACAAGUGGCGGCUUGAGAUCGCCCCCUGGGAGAGGGCUGACGCCACUCCCCUGUUUUGUUUUUUUUUUUCCACUUCCUGGCACUUGUCUCUCCCCUGCAGAGCCAGUAUCUUGACGGGGCUCCAUGCCGCCUCUGGACUGUGUUAAAAGCAGCAUGGCAGACUGUGGAAUUUCCUGUCACCUUCCAGAGCUUGAUCUGAUGCAUCUGCAGCCAGAGGACAAACCACUAAGUGCUUCUUGCUACGAGCCGCUCCACCAGCGUUGUACUUCUCUCCAGUGUGGUGUGUCACACUGAAGAAACCCGAUGCCAGUGCCGUGCAUGGGGUUUCUCAGACGAGUGAAUAAUCUGCUGACAAUGUGAUUUAUGUUCUCUCAAAUCUUAGCUUAAUUCAUGCUACUAAACAUGAUUAUCAAGCUGCAGCAGAAAAGUUAAUCGAAGCCGAAUCGAUUGGCUACUGCAGAGAUGUUUCGACACAGUUACAGGCAGUAAAAUCUCUUGUACUUGAAUCAGAAAAGAGCAGUUUUCCCAUCCUUAAAGCAGAUAAGCUACAGAUGAAAACACAGUCGACAGCCUUAUUUUCACCCAUACUUCAGAUGGAAGUCACGAUGGCACAGAUUCACUUUUCUAGAGCGCAUAUAGAGAUUAGGGUGAAGAAGAAAAUAAAUAAUAAUCACUAAUAAAAACAAUGAUAAAUGGAUGCCCUUUGUUUUUUUAUGAGUUCAAGCAAAAACAUGAACUGCUGAAUCACAGAUGAAUCUUAAAGGUCACUGUUUGUUGACAGUUCAGGAGUGUUGCUGCACUACAAUAUCCAAAGGGUCAACACGAGAGUGGUGCCACUUGAAAGUCACGGAAUAUUCGGGUGCAGAGAGCAGCUCACUGAUGUAUAUUUACGAUUUCAGUCACCUAAAAUGUGUGCACAUUUAUGGCAGAUUUCACCAGAAACACCUUUCAAAAGAUCUAGUUGUUUUGAUGGCACAAAUGGAAGAGUUGUUUUUGCUUUAACUCAUGACAAAUCCAAAGCUCUGUGUUGAGAUAUCAGUCGGGUAUAUGCUGUGGGCCUUUGCUCUCUAAGCAGCACUUUUUAAAGCUACUUCAGGGUCUAGAUGAAACCAGUAUACCUCAUUACCCACAAUCUAGUGCAUUUAGUGCAUUUAUUUGGCCUCCAUCACCUCAUUCCAGUAGGUUAAGCUUCCAUUUUGCAUGACGGAGAGGGUCGUUGUUUGAGAGUAUAGCUGCAUGGUACUGACGCCGCUCGACUUUUCACUCCUGUUUGUUUUCCGCGGUUGCCAUAGCGACGUCAUGUGAAGCGGCUUGCUGAAUUGGAAAACAGACAUUUCAAGGAUGAGGGUUCAUGCUUCAUGGUAUAUGACUCCGAUUUCUGAGGAGACUUUUCAUGGCUGUUUGGAUUUCACGUCGCCGUUGGCAAGUCAAAUAUCGAGAGUCGAGCCACUACUGUGCUCAAGGUUGGAGGUAUACUUGCUCGUAACAGUCAACCAGGUCACGCUUUCCGGGUGGUGUCUUUUUGUUUUGCAGUCUAAAAUGUUUUUUUUUCCCUCUGUAACAGAGCCAACUUUCACCAAAUUAUUUUCUUCAUCAUCCGUGGAGAUCAUUCUCUCAACACCGUCUUUAUAGGGUAACUAAUAGUAGCUUCAUUUGGACUCCCCUUUUCCAUGCCAAGUCUGAGUCGUGCAACCUGGCAAAGCAGAAUGUUAAAAAAAAAACUAUUCCAGGAGUCGUGCCCCCAUGUUGUCACACCACUAACUUUUUUUUUGGGGUCUCAAAUUCAGAAUGAGGGCCAAAACAGAGGUUUCGGGACCAAACAGGAUUAAGUGUAAAUCCAAUUUAAUAGCUGUUUAAGCUUCAACUGUUGCAGCGCAUUAUGGGACUUGUGUUUCCUGCAUCAAUACAAUGCUCUUAAUAUCACUCGAAUAUUUCACUUGCAGUGCGAGUAUUUCAUGUUAUUGGACAAUAUGAUUUAUGAUGUGACUUGUAGCCACGAAUUAUGUACAGUACAAUGCCAAGCUUUGUCAGCAGGAUCCGCUCGAAACCAUGCACAAAGGUCAAGAUACAGUGGAUUAUUUUGUUAUGAAGCAACUAUAUUUCCAGCCUCAGUCGGCCGCCGCAGCCAUGAACCCUGUUAAAAUGAGCGGAAACAACUGUUGUAAUGCUUUUCGGAUGCAUUAAAUCGAUCUA